AAUCCAAAAUCGUGUUUUGGAUUACCAUUCUCGCAAAAGGAUUUUGGAGAGUCAUUGCCAACUUGUGAGUCGCUGUCACCUUGCCUUGCUCCUUGUGUUCCUCAGUCGCACUGUACAACCAAAAGCCGACAAGAUGAGUAUAAUGUCCUAUAACGGAGGCGUCGUGGUCGCCAUGAAGGGGAAAGAAUGCGUCGCCAUCGCAGCCGACCGGCGUCUCGGCGCGCGUGGCCAUACCAUUGCGCUGGACUUCGACCGUAUCUUCGAAAUGGGCCCCAAGCUUUACUGCGGCCUGCCGGGCCUUGCCACCGACACGCAGACGGUGGCGCAGAGGCUUAAGUUUCGUAUAAACUUGUACGAGUUGCGCGAAGGCCGCUCGAUUACGCCCAAGACGCUCGGCUCGGUCAUCUCCAACCUGCUGUACGAGCGCCGGUUCGGUCCGUACUUCGUGCAGCCCAUAGUGGCCGGCCUCGACCCCGUGACAAACGAGCCUUACAUCUGCGUCAUGGACCUGAUCGGUUGCAUCGACGAACCGACUGACUUCGUGGUCUCGGGUACGUGCGAGGAGCAGUGCUACGGCAUGUGCGAGACGCUGUGGGAGCCCGACAUGGGGCCCGACGAACUCUUUGAGGCCACUGCGCAGGCACUCAUGAAUGCCUUUGACAGAGACUCCAGCUCGGGUUGGGGCGGUGUUGUGCACGUAAUCGAGAAGGAUAAGGUCACCACCAAGUACCUCAAGACCAGGAUGGAUUGAAAGGAACAUUUCCGGCUGCGUAUCUCCAUUUGCGCGUCUGAAGUCUCUGUAACGCCAUCCUUCGUGCUAGGAAUAAAUGCACACUUUUUUUUUUUCAAAAA
Messenger RNA from Dermacentor andersoni, 852 nucleotides. It is a transcript of the gene Prosbeta3, whose product is annotated as proteasome subunit beta type-3. The record is from RefSeq and is a predicted model, not a curated record. Gene Ontology annotation, biological process: proteasome-mediated ubiquitin-dependent protein catabolic process. Gene Ontology annotation, cellular component: proteasome core complex; cytoplasm; proteasome core complex, beta-subunit complex. Lineage: Eukaryota; Metazoa; Arthropoda; Arachnida; Ixodida; Ixodidae.